AGGGAAGGGGAGAGAGGACGAGAGAGGGAGGCUUCAACUGCACACUAGACAACAGGGAAAUGAAGUUGUCAGUCUCCUUUAAACGAGGCAGCUAGCUAGUUAGAUGACAGUCGUUUGCGAGUAACGAGAUUUACAUUACUUAGCACCGCUACGAUGGUCGUUCGUCAGCGAAUAUUGUAGCCACAUUUUGUUACGAGUCGGGCGUGUAAACUACUGAUCUGAGAUAAGGUUACAUUUAAACGCAACCUAACCAAGUGGAAAAAAAGGAAAGUAGAGACAACUUGCUAGCCUACCAGCUAAGCUUUCGCCAUCAAGCUUCCUCCAAAUUUAAAACUUAUCCUCGCAUUUAGUCGGGCCUGGAGCCUCCCAUUGAGUCAUGCCGUUCCCUUUCGGAAAGUCUCAGAAGAGUCCGGCAGAAAUAGUGAGGAGUUUGAAAGAGAAUGUGGCAUACAUGGAAAAGCUGGACGCCGGGGAAAGUAAAAAGUGUGAAAAGGUAGCAGAGGAAGCUUCAAAAAAUCUAGCUUCCCUGAAGGAGGUACUUUGUGGGACAGGUGACAAGGAACCUCAGACCGAGGCGGUGGCUCAGCUUGCACAGGAGCUGUACAACACUAACCUUCUCAUUUCACUCAUUGCAAAUUUGCAAAGGAUUGACUUUGAGGGGAAGAAGGAUGUGGUUCAUCUGUUCAGUAAUAUCGUGCGACGGCAGAUUGGCACACGCACCCCGACGGUAGAAUACAUCUCUACACACCAACAGAUCCUCUUCAUGCUGUUAAAAGGAUAUGAGAAUGCCGAAGUGGCUCUGAACUGCGGGAUGAUGCUGAGAGAGUGUCUCCGCCAUGAGCCGUUAGCUCGGACGGUACUUUUCUCUGAAGAGUUCUACUGUUUCUUCCGAUAUGUGGAGCUCUCCACCUUUGACAUAGCAUCAGAUGCCUUUGCAUCAUUCAAGGAUCUCCUCACAAGGCAUAAGAUUAUGUGUGCUGAUUUCUUGGAGACCAAUUAUGACCGGGUAUUUACAGAAUAUGACAAGCUCCUGCUUUCGGACAAUUACGUCACCAAACGACAGUCUUUAAAGCUUCUGGGGGAACUUUUGCUGGAUCGACACAACUUCACAGUGAUGACAAAGUACAUCAGCCGAGCAGAGAACUUGAAACUGAUGAUGAACAUGCUAAGAGAUAACAGUCGUAACAUCCAGUUUGAAGCCUUCCAUGUUUUCAAGGUAUUUGUUGCAAACCCCAACAAGACUCAGCCAGUCCUGGACAUCCUGCUGAAGAACCAGACCAAGCUGGUCGAGUUCCUGAGCCACUUCCAGACAGACCGGUCAGAGGAUGAGCAGUUUUGCGACGAGAAAAACUAUCUGGUCAAGCAGAUCCGGGACCUAAAGAAGCCUGCGGCCCCCGAGGAAGCUUAAGGCCACGGAAUGGAGAGCUCCAAGAGUGGUAGAUGCAGUAGUGGCGGCCAGCGUCUAAAGACAUGCUUCUAUAGGCUUUAGUGUUCAGUACAAAAUAUAGGAACAAAGUAAAGAAGACUUUGUCUGAUUUUUAGUUGUGAUGGGAUUUCCAGACAGCAACCUAAGGGGGCUAAGAACCCCUCCUUACACAAACCAUCGCGCUUGAUAUGUAUUGGAAUGUCCAUUCUUGAAUUGUCGGACUUCUUUUCUUUUCCACAUUUUUUUUUUGCCAGCACAGACCUUAGAAUGACAGCAUCAUUCUUUUGGAAGCUCGAGUGCCGGCUGCGUCGACUGAAAAACCGAGAGGAUCGUUCCUUUUCCAAUAUGACCUCAUCCAAGCCCUUUCAUGACAAAUCUGAUUCAUUGCCUUAUUGUUCAUUUUCUCUUUCAUUGGAGUAUUUAAACAAUGUCGUAGCACAGCUUUCCUAUGUGGAUCAUUUUAAUAGCCAAGUUGUCAUUCCUGGUGCCUACUAGGUCACGUUUAGGCCUUUGUCCGCAUUUUGCACUCGCAGAGGUCAGCGACAAGAUUAGCAAUGCAUUUAUAAGCACAGCGAGAGCAAAUCAAAACGGCAGAGGAAUGAAUUGAUUGUGAGGUGGUUUUAGCUGCCGCUCGCAGUCUGAAAUAGAAUUGAAGCAUCGGAUAGUGCUGCGGGGUAGCAGCCGUUCCCGCGCCAUCGACACAAUGUACCAAUUGAUCUCACUGGGAGGGACCCUGUUCCAUCCUCGCAUUGUCAUGUACGCAGUAUUAGGGCCGCAUGAAACAGAAAAAAUACCAUUGCUCUUAGAAUAAAGCCAUCGAAUUUCGAGAAUACAGUCGGAAAUAAUUUCUGAUCAACUAGAAAUGUUUUCACAAUUACAGUACUUGUUGUAAUAUGACAGGCUACCUUAAGUUUGAGAGAAUUUUUACAUCAACUUGUUGAAAUUACUGAUUGAAUUAUUUCAGUAGUCCAAUUUUAUUCCUGUAACAUUCCAUUUUAAAUUUCGCUACAUUUUCCCUUGAAAUUUACCAAUGUCUUUUUUUUUCUCCCUCACCGUGUGGCCCUAAUACUUUUAUAUGUUUUAAAUAAUGAUUCAAAUGAUGAAAAUUGCUUCUCAGACAUGACUAAUGGCAGGCAACUGUGGAAAGAUAAAAUGGCCUUAAUCCGACGCGUCUGCAAGGAUGCCCCAUAAGUACGUAUUUAUACAGACGCGCAUAAUAGUCAUACCAAAGUCUGUUUAAUUAUCAGUCAACAUUAUGAUUUCAUUUCCAAAAUGGCUUGCCUUGCUUUAAAAAUUUUACUUGAUUGAGAAAAUCUGAGAUUGUAGUGAAUUUAAUAUAAAAUCAUGUUUUGUUGGAAAUAUUUAACUUUGGGCAAAUUCUACGGCACACGAUGUUCACAGGGUCAAAAUGUCUGCGGUAUUCUUUAUUUUUUUUUUAAUGUAUGAUUGUAAUAUUGCUUUUGUUUCACUGUGAUGCACUUUUGAAGCAUCACAUGUUACAAUAAUGAGUGGUGAAUAUAUUCAUUUCCCCACAGUCAUCAUUUCAUUUGGUGUAUCGGCUUUACUUUUGCCAUUGGGAUGAAAAUGUUAAAUUUCGGGAGGAGCUUUUUUUGUGCGCACAGUCCUACCUAUAGAAAAUACCUCAAAAAAUUAGCCCGCCCCCUUUUAUUCCUUGACAUUUCAAUUUUGGUGGUUUGUAUGCAUGCAUUAUGGGAUCUCUCUACAUGGUCAAACUUGAACAGGGUUUUUCUUUGUGCAAAACAUUCUCAAACUAUUUUAUUGGGUGUGAUGCCACAUAGAUGUUACUUCAUAAUGAAUUACAGUGUGGGACCUUAGCAUGAAUGAUGCCUCAUGUUAAAUGGAUUGUAGCGGUCAUGUUCAUUUCAACAAUCCUACAAUUUUAAACCAAAGCCUUUGUAAUAUAUAUACUUUUCAUACUAAUUUGUGUUUCAUGUACAUCAAUCAUAACUAUUUGCCCAAAUUCACCAGAAUGUGAUAUUUUCUGCUUCAAUGUACAAUUUCAAAGUCACAAUAUAUACAGUACUUGCCUGUACUAUACACACUUAGUAUCUCCCUGUGUUUUACAGCUAUUUACCUAGAGGGAGCGCCUCGUAUUAUUUGGCACCUAGUUUAUAUUGUGCUAAAAAAAAACAUUUCAUGUUUAUUUAAUCCUACCUCUAAUUGCAACUAUAGACAGUACAUCACUGGCAAGCUAAUGAUAAAAAGUCUUUAAUUUUUAGACUAUAGAGCAAGGCAAUAGUAAUAAUGUAUACAUAGUCUUCUAAUUGACUGUAUAUUUCCUUAAUCUAGUUGCAUUUGAUGCAUGAUCAUGAGCUGACUUUGGGUGGAGUUCUCUGUACAUACAUUUAUAAAGAAAAGUGUGAAAGCAUUCAUGAAAUAAACUUUCUGGCAAUUUAA
This is a messenger RNA of Syngnathus acus (greater pipefish), 3844 nucleotides long. It is a transcript of the gene cab39l1, whose product is annotated as calcium binding protein 39, like 1. Bases 377 to 1408 code for a protein of 343 amino acids. Gene Ontology annotation, molecular function: protein serine/threonine kinase activator activity. The transcript has 9 exons. NCBI's taxonomy places the organism in Eukaryota, Metazoa, Chordata, Actinopteri, Syngnathiformes, Syngnathidae. The record is from RefSeq and is a predicted model, not a curated record. Gene Ontology annotation, biological process: intracellular signal transduction.